AUGUCGACCUCAGUGCCCCAGGCCGUCCAGGCCAAGGCCUUCCCGGAUGGCACGACCGACUAUAAGUCGCUGCGGAACAACGGCGCCAAUGAGAAGAAGGUGCACAUUGCAGAUACGCCCAUGACCUGGUCCAACCUGUACAAGCACAUCGACUGGCUCAACACCCUCUUCAUCGUCAUUGUGCCCAUCCUUGGAUUCGUCUCGACAUACUGGGUGCCUCUGCAAUGGAAGACAGCUGUCUUCUCGAUCAUUUACUACUUCAACACCGGCCUCGGUAUCACAGCGGGCUACCACCGUCUCUGGUCUCACACAUCAUACAAGGCCACGCUGCCUCUCAAGAUCUACCUCGCCGCCAUGGGUGCUGGCGCCGUCGAGGGCUCUAUCCGCUGGUGGUCAAGGGGUCACCGUGCUCACCACCGCUACACCGACACCGAGAAAGACCCCUACUCGGUCCGCAAGGGUCUCCUUUACUCCCACCUCGGCUGGAUGGUCUUCAAGCAGAACCCCAAGCGCGCAGGCCGCACCGACAUCACCGACCUGAACGAGGACCCGGUCGUUGUGUGGCAGCACGUCAACUUCCUCAAGUGCGUCGUGGCCAUGGGCCUCGUCUUCCCCACGCUCGUCUGCGGCCUUGGCUGGGGCGACUGGCUCGGCGGCUACGUCUACGCCGGCAUCCUCCGCAUCUGCUUCGUCCAGCAGGCCACCUUUUGCGUCAACUCGCUCGCCCACUGGCUCGGCGACCAACCAUUUGACGACCGCAACUCGCCCCGCGACCACGUCAUCACCGCCCUUGUCACCCUCGGCGAGGGCUACCACAACUUCCACCACGAGUUCCCCUCGGACUACCGCAACGCCAUCGAGUGGUGGCAGUACGACCCCACAAAGUGGGCCAUCUGCCUCUGGAAGAAGCUCGGCCUCGCCUACGACCUCAAGGAGUUCCGCGCCAACGAGAUUGAAAAGGGCCGCGUCCAGCAGAUGCAGAAGAAGCUCGACCAGAAGCGCUCCCGCCUCGACUGGGGCACACCGCUCGAGCAGCUGCCCGUCGUGGCCUGGGACGACUUUGUCGAUCAGGCUAAGAACGGCAAGGCCCUCACCGUCAUCGCCGGCGUCAUCCACGACGUCGGCGACUUUAUCAAGGACCAUCCCGGUGGCAAGGCCCUCAUCUCCUCCGCCAUUGGUAAGGACGCCACCGCCACCUUCAACGGUGGCGUCUACGAUCACUCCAAUGCCGCUCAUAACCUGCUCUCCACCAUGCGCGUCGGUGUCCUCCGUGGCGGCUGUGAGGUCGAGAUCUGGAAGCGCGCCCAGGCCGAGAACAAGGAUGCUACCUACGUCAAGGACUCGACCGGCCAGCGCAUCUAUCGCGCCGGCAAUCAGGUCACCAAGGUUGUCCAGCCUCCCAGCACUGCGGACGCGGCCUGA
Emericellopsis cladophorae is the source of this 1422-nucleotide messenger RNA. Its product is annotated as Acyl-CoA desaturase-like protein. Gene Ontology annotation, molecular function: heme binding; iron ion binding; stearoyl-CoA 9-desaturase activity. NCBI's taxonomy places the organism in Eukaryota, Fungi, Ascomycota, Sordariomycetes, Hypocreales, Bionectriaceae. The record is from RefSeq and is a predicted model, not a curated record. Gene Ontology annotation, cellular component: endoplasmic reticulum membrane. The transcript has 2 exons. Gene Ontology annotation, biological process: unsaturated fatty acid biosynthetic process. Bases 1 to 1422 code for a protein of 473 amino acids.